AUAAUGCUUCCAAGCAACACCAUCUUUCAGAUCCUUCUCAUAUUCCAGUUUUGUCUUGGUGUGAUAGGAAACUCAUCACUGUUAAUGUUAUAUAUAUACAUGUUCCUUUUCAGGUCUCAUUUUAAGAAGUUAAUAGAUUCAGUUUUCCUGCACCUGACAAUAGUUAAUCUGUCAACAAUCAUGUUCACAUUGAUAAAAGAUAUCAUGUUUUCCUUUAGAGUACCCAAUUUUCUGGACGAUAUCGGUUGUAAGGCAGUUUUGUUUUCAUUCAGAAUCACCCGGGGUUUGUCCAUCUGUACAACCUCUGUUCUAAGCAUAUUUCAAGUCAUCACUGUCACUCCCAGUAAUUCUAAGUGGGCCUGGCUUAAACCUAGACUCUCUAGAUGGAUUUUUUAUUCCUUACUUUGCUCCUGGCUGAUUAACAUACUCAUCUACGGAUAUAUGCUUGACUUGGUAAUUGCCAAAACCAAUGUUACUCACAUUGGCCAUGGUUAUUCACAUGGUUAUUGUCAAAACAAAAAAUUUCAGAAGGAUGAGUCAGGAUCAUUUUUUAGCCUUAUCAUCACUCAUGAUCUCUUCUAUGUGGCCAUCAUGAUGUGGGCCAGCCUCUACAUGGUGAUCUUCCUACACAGACAUCACAAGACAGCCCAGCAUCUCCACAGCCAAAGUCUUUCCUCUCAGUUAUCUCCUGAGCGCAAAGCCACUCACAGCAUUCUGUCUCUGGUGAGCUGUUUUGUGUUAACUUACUGGUUGAACAACUCCAUCACCCUUUAUGGUUUUUAUACAAGAGAAAAAAUUCAAAGAUUGGAAGCAAUUGAUACGAUUUUAACAACGAGUUACCCAACCAUCUGCCCUUUUUUACUCAUGAAGAAUAAUAAAGUUAUUUUGCAAUUCACUUCCUCAUUUCCUGUACUGAGAAUGACCUGUUUUCAUCGUUCACUCAAUGGCUGA
Molecule: messenger RNA, 951 nt
Organism: Grammomys surdaster
Lineage: Eukaryota; Metazoa; Chordata; Mammalia; Rodentia; Muridae
Product: vomeronasal type-1 receptor 4-like
Exons: 1
Coding region: 4-951 (315 amino acids)
Biological process (GO): G protein-coupled receptor signaling pathway
Cellular component (GO): membrane
Molecular function (GO): pheromone receptor activity
Source: RefSeq, a predicted model, not a curated record